AUGUUAUUGCAAAAUUUAGCCUUGAAAAAGGGCAAAGAAGCGGCUGGUCAUAACAUUCAAUCAUUGACAAAACAUGGGAACUAUUUUGUUCAAAGUAGUGAUAUAAGACGUACAUAUAUUUCCAAUCAAUCUGCAGCUAGUAAAGUGAGGGAAGAAUUGGCAAAAGAAACUUGCGAAAAGCUUUCGAAUCAACAUCAAGCCAAGAAGAAGGCUAAAGCUAUUGAUAGAGACUUCUUUCUAUCGGUCCUUGGUUCUUCCGCAACUAAACGCGAAGCUCGCUCUUACAUUCAAAACUUCAAACCUCUAGAUACCUCUCCCGCAAAGCCGAAAUCCCAAGGACCCGUCCAACAAAACACAAAUGAGAAUGGCGUAAACUUGGGAAGCAUAUAUACAGCAACAAGGGCUGUGGCAGAAAGUCCAAAGUUUGUACAACAACCAGCAGUCUCACAAACCACAUUGGGCGGCUCCAUAUUACAUGUUGCUUUAGUGAAAGUCAGAGCUCCACAACUGCUAGAUGAUGAAACAUUGAAUGGGAUUGGGAAAACCUUGUCGAAACUAUGUAGACUUGGACUGGUCAGUACUGUCGUGUUGGAUUGUGAGGAUGGAACCGAUACCCACCUGAAGGUAUCUAAAAGCGAAUGGAGAAAUCGGGUUAAAGAGCAAGCCGCUCGUGUUGUGACUGCCAUUGAUGCCAGUGGGACAGAAGCACGGCUAGUGGACAAUGUGAUAGGAAUUGCAGAAAAUGGAUUUGAUGUCGAGCAACAACCAUAUCUGAAAGGCAGGGUGCAUGUCACAUUUAGGGAGCUACUGAUGACGCCAUUGAGACGAGGGGUACUCCCUGUGUUACCUUCAAUAGGGCAUACGGAUGCUACUCAAACCGCAGAGUCAACCACCGCUAGUGAUGUUGUCCUGGCGUUGAUCCGAGAAUUUGCUGGAAUCUUGCUUCCGCAAUCACUGGAUGAACACCCUAAUGUUGUCAAAGAGCACUUCCAGGCCUUACAAAAUGAGGUAUCGCUUGAUCGUCUAAUUUUGAUCGAUCCCCUUGGGGGUAUUCCAGCUUCGGACCGCAGAAACGGUUACCACGUUUUUCUGAAUAUGGAACAAGAAUAUGAGUUAGCGAAGCAAGAUCUCAUCAAAACAGGAGGUUUCUUUGCCGAACAAAAUUCUGACGAGCUUAAAAAUUCACCCCCGCAGCAAAGCGGUUCACCUACACUGCAAGAUCAAAGAAUGAAAUUUCAUUUGGAUAAUUUGGAACUAGUUCGAAGUGCUUUGGCUAUAUUACCUCCUAGUUCUUCUGCUUUGAUAACUACACCUGAUGAGGCCGCGAAUUCCGGAAAACAACACGAAUUUAAGGCUGCUGGGGUUGGUACACGACGACAACGAAAUCCAUUAAUUCACAACCUACUUACCGACAAGCCAGCGUUCUCUUCAUCCCUUCCCGUUGGAAGGUUGGGUCCAAUGGAUAAGAACGAACCAGUUACACCAUCAACUAAAUUGGCCCCAGCCACUUUUGCAAAACAUGGAAUGCCAGUGACCAUUUUUCCAGAUCCAAAGACCACCCCUUGGGAACCACCUAUCGCUGGCGUUCCACAAAUAAGCUUAACCGAUCCUCAAAUUGAUCUACCUCGCCUAGUACAUUUGAUCGAGGACUCCUUCAAUAAGAAACUAGAUGUUCAGGAUUACUUAAGACGUGUCAAUGAUCGUAUAGCUGGAGUCAUCAUUGCAGGCGAAUACGAAGGGGGAGCAUUACUGACGUGGGAACUACCACCCGGUGUACCAGACGAUGGAAGUGAAGAAAGUCGUAGGCGAAUGGUGCCCUAUCUUGACAAAUUUGCCGUCUUGAAGAGAAGUCAGGGAUCGGGCGGUGUUGCAGAUGUGGUUUUUAAAUCUAUGGUGAGAGAUUGUUUUCCUGGUGGUGUUUGUUGGAGAAGUCGUAAGGAUAAUCCAGUAAACAAAUGGUAUUUUGAACGCAGCAGAGCUACGUUAAAACUGGCUGAUACGAAUUGGACGAUGUUUUUCACGACGCCGGAAGAAAACAUGGAUCAGCAAACAUUCCAAGACUACGAAGCCGUUUGCAAGGUCAUUGAACCUUCUUGGGCGGAUAAACAGGGAGUUCAGGAUUGA
Messenger RNA from Botrytis fragariae, 2124 nucleotides. RefSeq names its product putative acetylglutamate synthase protein. Gene Ontology annotation, biological process: L-arginine biosynthetic process. The record is from RefSeq and is a predicted model, not a curated record. The transcript has 5 exons. NCBI's taxonomy places the organism in Eukaryota, Fungi, Ascomycota, Leotiomycetes, Helotiales, Sclerotiniaceae. Gene Ontology annotation, molecular function: arginine binding; L-glutamate N-acetyltransferase activity, acting on acetyl-CoA as donor. Gene Ontology annotation, cellular component: mitochondrial matrix. The coding region runs from base 1 to 2124 and encodes 707 amino acids.